Molecule: messenger RNA, 1422 nt
Organism: Uranotaenia lowii
Lineage: Eukaryota; Metazoa; Arthropoda; Insecta; Diptera; Culicidae
Product: prohibitin-2-like
Exons: 6
Coding region: 179-1105 (308 amino acids)
Biological process (GO): mitochondrion organization
Cellular component (GO): mitochondrion; membrane
Source: RefSeq, a predicted model, not a curated record
UCGAACAUCAUGUCGUCCAAAAUGAACGCCGGAGCCAUAAAGCGAAGUUCAUCCGUAAGAAUUGAGCACGACGGGUGAUGUGCAGAUAAGUGGGCUGAUCAAAUCUAGCAUUUAUCGUGUUUUAUUAAAAUAGUUGCAUUUUCGAGCAAGAGGUUCGUGUUUUGCGUAACACCGAAACAUGGCACAGAGUAAACUGAAUGAUUUGGCCGGAAAGUUCGGCAAGGGUGGGCCACCCGGAUUGACCACCGGACUGAAGCUGUUGGCUGCCGUCGGAGCAGCUGCCUAUGGCAUCAACAACUCCAUGUACACCGUUGAGGGUGGUCAUCGGGCGAUCAUUUUCAAUCGGAUUGGCGGUAUCGGCGACGAUAUCUUCAGCGAAGGUUUGCAUUUCCGCAUCCCCUGGUUCCAGUACCCGAUCAUCUACGAUAUCCGGUCCCGGCCCAGGAAGAUUUCCUCCCCGACCGGUUCGAAGGAUUUGCAGAUGAUUAACAUCUCGCUUCGAGUGCUUUCGCGACCUGAUGCCAACCGUUUGCCUAUCAUGUACAAGCAGCUGGGUCUGGACUACGACGAAAAGGUGCUGCCAUCGAUUUGUAACGAAGUGCUUAAGAGUGUGGUUGCCAAGUUCAACGCCUCGCAACUGAUCACCCAGCGUCAGCAGGUUUCGCUGCUGAUCCGUAGGGAACUUGUCGAACGGGCAAAGGACUUCAACAUCAUCUUGGACGAUGUGUCAUUGACUGAGCUUAGCUUCGGCAAGGAAUAUACGGCUGCGGUCGAAAGCAAACAGGUUGCCCAACAGGAAGCCCAGCGAGCGGCUUUCCUCGUUGAACGCGCCAUUCAGGAACGACAGCAAAAGAUUGUCCAAGCCGAGGGUGAAGCCGAGGCCGCGAAAAUGUUGGGUGUUGCUUGUAGUCAAAAUCCAGGCUACCUGAAGUUGCGAAAAAUUCGGGCUGCCCAAAAUAUCGCUCGGACGAUUGCCAACUCUCAGAACCGUGUCUACCUCUCUGCCAACAGUUUGAUGUUGAACAUCUCUGAUGCCGAAUUUGACGACAUGUCCAAGAGAGUCUCAAAUCAUAACAGUUCAGAAAUUGAUGAGUUGGAUUUAUAAAAUCCUUAAAUGACAAAAAAUAAAUUGGUAAUCACUACUGCCCAUCUACUGCGAUCACUGCUUGCUGGAGGAGAAACCCAACCGUUAAUCGAAGUUUUCUGUGGACCGGAAUCCGGAAACGCCAAUUGAAAUUCGACUGAAUCAUUGCGAAUGUGCGUCCUGUUUCCAAACGUGCAGGAAGAAAUUGUAGCUUUAUGGGCUGUACAUCAUAGUAUCAUAGUCAAGAGCAGAUUCAACGUUACACAUCCCUGCAUUUAGUAGCUAAGCAAGUUAAAAAUUCCACAAUAAUAAACUUCCCUUCUUUUAAGUUUGGUUAA